Molecule: messenger RNA, 657 nt
Organism: Gongylonema pulchrum
Lineage: Eukaryota; Metazoa; Nematoda; Chromadorea; Rhabditida; Gongylonematidae
Source: the annotation of a GenBank genome assembly
AACAAUGUCUUCCAUGCUUAUCGAUCUUUAUUUCGUUUUGAACGCUGGCGUCUGGCAAAAGAAGGUACUUGUGCCGAAAGUAGCUCACUUGAUUUAGCGGAGGAACUUACAGCGGCUAUGUUGGGUGCGCCACAUGGACAGGAAACAGUUUUCAUCUAUGCAUGUGUGCAGUAUUUGAAGUGUGUUGGAAAAAUUGAAAGGCUGUUGGAAGCAUUGCUGGAGUGUUGCCAGAAAACGCCGUAUAUGUUUGUUGAAUGUUAUCGAGCUCUGCUCAUGCAUGAUUUGACUGAUGAAGCCAGGCGACUUCUUGAAAGCGUUUUGCCGCAUUCCAGUAUCGUCUCGCAUCCAGUCGUGCUGGACUGGCUGCAGCCAAGACUUUUGAAUCCCGAAGACUAUGAUCUUCCGGAAGAAAUGAUGCAGAAUAUGUGCAAAAUGUUAUUCAAUUUCUUAGAUUAUGGAUCGAACAAAAGCGACGAACGCGCCUGGGCAUUCAUCUGGACUGUGAUACAACAUGUUCAAGAUGAAGACUUUUUGCAAAUGCUUUGGAAUCCACGGAGAUCCUGGUGGCCAGAAUUUCACCGUACUGAGCUCUCAGCAUCAGCAGCUGAUUGCAGAAAUCGUGUUUUUGAGAAGCUACAAAGUCUCUGUGGGAUUUGA